AUGAACAGUGUUACUGCUGGGGCAGCCGCCGCUCUUACUUCGACGACAGCAGCAGCCUCGACUAUUGGGGGAAGGUUGUGUAAAAUAGUCCUUACCGGAGGGCCUGGUGGCGGCAAGUCUACGGCUCUCACCAAGCUCAGGAACCGACUCGUGCAUAGAGGCUUGCAGGUAACGUUGAUAGGAGAGAAUGCCACACCCUUGAUAGACAAGAUGGGUGGCUAUGAGCCUUCUUGGAGGCAUACUUGGAAACAUAUUGAAUUUCAAAGGAUAAUGCUGAAGGCCCAGAUAGAGCAGGAGGAUAAUAUAACCUCUUUAUGUCGUCUACGAGAGGAUGAUAGGGUUAUCAUACUUGACCGAGGUGCCUUUGAUGGUAGGACAUUUUGUACUGAUGAGGAGUGGGAGAAAGUUCGGAACUCUAACAAUAUCUAUACGGAUAAGGAACUCUUCGAUAGAUACGAUGUUGUCAUACACAUGACAUCAGCUGCAGUCGAUCGUCCUCAGUUUUACUCUUAUGGUGCUGGUAGCACGAAUGAAUCACGCUUUCACACACCCUCUCAGGCAGCAGAGGCAGAUAAGCUCGGCAGGGAUUUCGUCACCCACACUGGUCAGAAUGUGUUUGUUGUGGAUACUAAGGAAAACUUUGACGAUAAAGUCGAGGAGGUCUUCCGCUGUGUACAAGGGGCCAUCUCGAGGCUCUGGGGCCCAACUGUCGUGGAGGGGCUCAGUACUAAGAGGGUUCAGCAUAAGGUCCGAGUAUUACGGUCAUGGGAGGAGAUAUGCCAGCUCCCCGAGGUGACCUGUGGGAGCAAGGAGGCAGCUAAGGCUGCUUAUAUCAGCGAGAUCACUUAUCUCAACAAGGAUCAGACACGAUGGGUGAGGAGAUGGCGUAAGGUAGGUAAUAUAUCAGGACUGGACAAGAAGACACCUGCAGAGCUCGUGAAGAAAUUCCCCUCGUUAGAAGAGGAACGCCUCUUACCCCAAGGAGACUCCUCUGAGGACAGAAGCAAGAUGGAGUCCUCUGAAGAGACAGUUAUGAUUGAUAGUGGUGAGAGAGGCCCCAAGAGGAUGGCCAACCUCAGUGAGGAUGCGUACGAGCGUGCCAUUAGAGAGUAUGAGGCUGAGAAGGCCCGUCAUGGGGGUGAGGACUUCCCCAAGCAGAUACUCAAGAGACAGGUCUCGUAUGAGACCAGAUACAUCACAUUGAAAGCGUACUCCGGCCUUGAUGGUUCGCCAUGCCCUGGCUAUGAGAACAUAUGGGUAUUGGAUAUGGAGGAUCCUGCCGUCCACAGUACUCAGGAUACACUAUCCCUCCUACCUAGCUUUGUGGAACCUGUACCAGAAGCCGUUAUAAACAGCCCAUCUCCGUCUCAGCAUACUCUCUACGCCACGACGACUAUCAUUAAGGAUCCACCCCACCAUCGUACCAGGAGGCGGGAGACCGAUACAAGCCCGAUUGCACCAUUAGCUCUCCAGUCAGCGGGCAUUAGCACUGCGGCGAGAUCUAAGUCUGGGCCAUCCGUUACACGGAAAAGACGUCUACCCAAGUCUAAACUGGUGCUGUGUCAUCAUCCGACAGCUGACGCGGCUGCAGGAGUCAGUGAGCCCUCCAAGAACCACCCUGCUGGACAUCCCUCUAAACGUAGCCGUGAGCAGGCUAGUGAGGCAGUGACCGGGUCGGAGGAGGUCGAUGGGUUGCGGUCUAAGAUGCCCAAGUCCUCUACCGUCGAGGAUGAGAAGGAGAACUCCUCGUCUAGCAAUGUUAGUAGUGUUACGUGA
Messenger RNA from Perkinsus marinus ATCC 50983, 1776 nucleotides. RefSeq lists its product as hypothetical. The record is from RefSeq and is a predicted model, not a curated record. NCBI's taxonomy places the organism in Eukaryota, Perkinsozoa, Perkinsida, Perkinsidae. Gene Ontology annotation, molecular function: phosphatidic acid binding; phosphatidylinositol binding; GTP binding. The coding region runs from base 1 to 1776 and encodes 591 amino acids. The transcript has 17 exons.